AUGAAGAGAAUUGUGGCACUUUGUGACUAUCUUUGGGCCUGGGGCCUCCUUUUGAAUGCACUGACUGGAAGAAGCUAUGGACAAACUUCAUUACAAGAUGAAAUUAAAGACAACACUACCAUAUUUACCAGAAUACUGGACCGUCUGCUAGAUGGCUAUGAUAACCGCCUGAGACCAGGAUUGGGAGAGCGUGUAACUGAAGUGAAGACUGACAUCUUCGUCACCAGUUUUGGGCCUGUUUCAGAUCAUGAUAUGGAAUAUACAAUAGAUGUAUUUUUUCGUCAAAGCUGGAGAGAUGAGAGACUAAAAUUUAAAGGACCCAUGACAGUUCUCCGGCUGAAUAAUUUAAUGGCCAGCAAGAUUUGGACACCUGACACCUUUUUCCACAAUGGAAAGAAGUCUGUGGCUCACAAUAUGACAAUGCCUAACAAACUAUUACGUAUUACAGAAGAUGGGACACUGCUGUAUACAAUGAGGCUGACAGUGAGAGCAGAAUGUCCAAUGCAUUUAGAAGACUUUCCUAUGGAUGCACAUGCCUGCCCCUUGAAAUUUGGAAGCUAUGCCUAUACCAGGGCAGAAGUGGUGUAUGAAUGGACACGAGAACCAGCAAAAUCUGUGGUUGUGGCUGAUGACGGUUCUCGAUUGAACCAAUAUGACCUCCUGGGGCAAACUGUGGACUCUGGAAUUGUACAGUCCAGUACAGGAGAAUAUGUUGUUAUGACUACCCACUUCCAUUUAAAGAGAAAGAUUGGUUAUUUUGUCAUUCAGACUUAUCUACCAUGCAUCAUGACAGUGAUUUUGUCCCAGGUCUCCUUCUGGCUUAACAGAGAAUCUGUUCCAGCAAGAACUGUAUUUGGAGUGACAACUGUCCUGACAAUGACAACCUUGAGUAUCAGCGCAAGGAAUUCCCUUCCAAAGGUAGCCUAUGCCACUGCUAUGGAUUGGUUUAUAGCAGUGUGCUAUGCAUUUGUGUUUUCAGCCCUCAUUGAAUUUGCAACAGUGAACUACUUCACAAAGAGAGGUUAUGCAUGGGAUGGCAAAAGUGUUGUUCCUGAAAAGCCAAAGAAAGGGAAGGAUCCUCUCAUUAAGAAAAACAACACAUAUACAGCAGCAGCAACAAGUUAUACCCCUAACAUUGCAAGGGACCCUGGACUGGCUACCAUUGCUAAAAGCGCAACAAUAGAGCCCAAAGAAAUUAAACCAGAAACAAAACCUGCAGAACCGAAGAAAACUUUUAACAGUGUCAGCAAAAUUGAUCGACUAUCAAGAAUAGCUUUCCCAUUGCUCUUUGGUAUCUUUAAUUUAGUCUACUGGGCCACUUAUUUAAACAGGGAGCCCCAGCUAGCCCCGACUCCUCAUCAAUAA
Molecule: messenger RNA, 1365 nt
Organism: Alligator sinensis (Chinese alligator)
Lineage: Eukaryota; Metazoa; Chordata; Crocodylia; Alligatoridae
Gene: GABRA1
Product: gamma-aminobutyric acid type A receptor alpha1 subunit
Exons: 9
Coding region: 1-1365 (454 amino acids)
Biological process (GO): monoatomic ion transmembrane transport; nervous system process; regulation of postsynaptic membrane potential
Cellular component (GO): postsynapse; neuron projection; synapse
Molecular function (GO): GABA-A receptor activity; inhibitory extracellular ligand-gated monoatomic ion channel activity; GABA-gated chloride ion channel activity
Source: RefSeq, a predicted model, not a curated record